CGCGAGGCGAGAAGCUCUAUUUCGCGACUACACUGCCUCCUUUGCAGUCGUUAGUGGAGAGUGGCUAGAACGACACUCGGGUCUCGUACCAGGGCGCGAUAUGUUAUGGCGGGUUUUGUCUACCCUUAGUCGGAUCCAUCCACGUGCAAUAUACAAUAGUCUCUCACGUACAUAGAAGUACACUCUGUACAGUAUUCGUAUUUUUCAAUUCCCAAUGAUCUACCCUCACACUGCUCAAAAGACUCUGAGUUCCAGCAUCCUCCUCCAACUCCCGGCGCCGCUGAGGGUUACGCACAGGCACGCGACUACAGUAACUCGAAAGCGAAGAUGUGGCUAAUGUAUGAUCCGAC
Amoebophrya sp. A25 is the source of this 350-nucleotide messenger RNA. The record is from the annotation of a GenBank genome assembly. NCBI's taxonomy places the organism in Eukaryota, Dinophyceae, Syndiniales, Amoebophryaceae.